AUGACGACGGAACAGUCACCUCAAUAUGAGGUUGUGCUGUUUGGCGCCACUGGAUACACUGGAAAGCUAUGCGCAGAGCACAUUCAUGCUAAGCUACCUAGUGAUCUACGGUGGGCAAUCGCAGGUCGUUCACAUGCUAAGCUCGAGGCUUUACGAAAAGAACUUCAGUCAAAAGACAGCUCAAGGGCUCUACCAGCAAUUGAAGUAUGCGGACUUGAAGCCGACCAGCUUGAGCUGUUGGCACGGAAAACUAAAGUGAUAAUUGCGACUGUUGGUCCAUAUCAGGACUUUGGAGAGCCCAUGUUGGCCGCUUGUGCUAAAAAUGGGACUCAUUAUUUGGAUUGCACUGGAGAGACCCCGUGGAUACUUGAUAUGAUAAAGAAGUAUCAUGAAACUGCACAGAAGACAGGUGCCAUUAUAAUUCCAUCAUGCGGCUUUGACUCUGUCCCCGCAGAUAUAUCAGCCUUCACCGUGGUUAAUUACAUCCGUACCAAGUUGUCCUCACCCACUGCCAGGGUGGACUACUCAGUCCAUGAGAUAAAAGGCGGCAUCAGCGGCGGCACUGUGAAUUCCGCCAUACGCAUGUUUGACCAAUACUCCCUCUCACAGCUCCUUAAGCUACUAGCACCAUUCUCUCUCUCACCAAGACACCCCAAACGGAGCCAUCCUCAAAAGAAACUCUCUCUCUUGUCUCAAAUCUUCGGUCUCCGCAAGAUGCCCCGGCUGGGUUGGAUGGGAGUCAACCCCCAGGGCCUUGUUGAUAAAUGCUACAUCAACCGAAGCUGGGGCCUAGCUGCGGAUAGCGAAACAGAGACCUACGGUGAAAACUUCGAUUACCAUGCCUGGAUGCGGGUGCCAGGUCCGGUGAGUGCUGUUAUCUGGCACUUCACUAUGUUGACUGCCAUGUUUCUCUUUUGCAUUCCGCCGUUCCGGUUGUUGAUUAAGAAGGUGGCGUUUAAGCAGGGUGAUGGACCAAGCUUGGGCUUCCGGGAGAAAUGCUCGUUCGUUGUUCGCACGUCUGCUAUUGCGGAUAAUACGAAGGGACAACAGGUGAUUGCGAAUCUGACGGUUGGUAUCGACCCGUAUACGUUUACUGGGGUCUGUCUUGGAGAGGCUGCUCUACUACUUUCACGAGAUACUAGUAUACAAGCUCGACUGAAGGGUGGUGUUCUGACAACAUCUAUGAUGGGCAAGACAUUUUUGGAGAGCCUGGAGAGAAAUGGCGCGAAGAUGGAGGUGAAGGAAGUAGUUUGAUACGACCUAUAAUCGAAUGGGAAUGUAAAGUAUGUUUGGGAGGCUCUGUGUAUAAUUAAGAGGGGUUGUAUACAAUAUGUAGGACUUAUAAAUGAAAUCCAAUGGUCUCGAC
Messenger RNA from Pseudogymnoascus verrucosus, 1366 nucleotides. RefSeq lists its product as uncharacterized. Gene Ontology annotation, biological process: glycolipid biosynthetic process. Bases 1 to 1254 code for a protein of 417 amino acids. The transcript has 4 exons. NCBI's taxonomy places the organism in Eukaryota, Fungi, Ascomycota, Leotiomycetes, Thelebolales, Thelebolaceae. The record is from RefSeq and is a predicted model, not a curated record. Gene Ontology annotation, cellular component: plasma membrane; lipid droplet; mitochondrion.